This is a messenger RNA of Phasianus colchicus (ring-necked pheasant), 9633 nucleotides long. RefSeq names its product UBX domain protein 7 (gene UBXN7). The record is from RefSeq and is a predicted model, not a curated record. Gene Ontology annotation, biological process: proteasome-mediated ubiquitin-dependent protein catabolic process. Gene Ontology annotation, cellular component: nucleus. Gene Ontology annotation, molecular function: ubiquitin binding. NCBI's taxonomy places the organism in Eukaryota, Metazoa, Chordata, Aves, Galliformes, Phasianidae.
GCGGCGUGCGUGUUGUUGUGCGGCGGCGGCAAGAUGGCGGCGCACGGGGGCUCGGCGGCCUCCGCGGCGCUGAAAGGGUUAAUCCAGCAGUUCACCGCCAUCACGGGUGCCAGCGAAAGCGUGGGAAAACAUAUGCUUGAAGCAUGCAACAACAACCUGGAGAUGGCUGUCACCAUGUUUCUGGAUGGUGGAGGCAUAGCAGAGGAGCCCAGCACCAGUUCUGCAGCAGUGUCUGCAGUUCGACCACACACCGAGGAUGAAGUACGAGCUCCAAUUCCUCAAAAACAGGAAAUUUUAGUAGAGCCUGAGCCCUUGUUUGGAGCUCCUAAAAGACGCAGACCUGCGCGUUCAAUAUUUGAUGGCUUUCGGGAUUUUCAAACGGAAACCAUUCGACAGGAACAGGAACUACGAAAUGGAGGAGCAGUAGAUAAGAAACUCACUACCCUAGCAGACCUCUUCAGGCCUCCCAUUGAUCUGAUGCACAAAGGCAGCUUUGAGACGGCCAAGGAGUGUGGUCAGAUGCAGAACAAAUGGCUCAUGAUAAACAUUCAGAACGUGCAAGAUUUUGCGUGCCAGUGUCUGAACCGCGAUGUUUGGAGCAAUGAGGCUGUGAAGAACAUCAUCAGGGAACAUUUCAUUUUUUGGCAGGUCUAUCACGACAGUGAGGAGGGGCAGAGGUACAUACAGUUUUAUAAAUUAGCAGACUUCCCUUACGUCUCCAUCCUGGAUCCCAGGACAGGCCAGAAACUAGUGGAGUGGCACCAACUGGACGUGACGUCUUUCUUGGACCAAGUGACAGGGUUCCUGAGUGAGCACGGACAGCUGGAUGGGCAUUCUACCAACCCUCCCCAAAAAUGCUCCCGUUCGGAGAGCCUCAUUGAUGCCAGUGAGGACAGCCAGCUGGAAGCUGCUAUCAGAGCUUCGUUACAGGAAACACAUUUUGAUUCCUCACAGGCCAAGCAGGAGAGUCGAUCAGAUGAGGAAUCUGAGUCAGAGCUUUUUUCUGGAAGUGAAGAGUUUAUUUCUGUUUGUGGAUCUGAGGAGGAGGAGGAAUCGGAGAAUCCUGCCAAGUUGAGGAAGUCUCCACACAAGGACUUGGGGUAUAAAAAAGAGGAAAGCCGGAGGCCUCAGCCUGAGCCCCCUGCAAGGACUGAGCCUGGGACAACAUCUAAUCAUAGGGUACUGCCCUGCAUUGAUGCAGGGGUAGUGGAGGAGCCAGCUGACAAGCCUGAAAGUAUGUUGCAGGGCCUAGAUGUGAAUGGACCAAAGGCACAGCUGAUGCUAAGGUAUCCAGAUGGAAAGAGAGAACAAAUUUCACUGCCCGAACAAGCUAAACUUCUGGCUCUUGUGAAACAUGUCCAGUCAAAAGGAUACCCCAAUGAACGCUUUGAACUCCUCACCAACUUCCCUCGAAGGAAACUCUCUCACCUGGACUAUGAGAUCACAUUACAGGAGGCAGGCCUGUGUCCUCAAGAGACUGUCUUUGUGCAGGAAAGGAAUUAGCACCGUGGCCUGAGUUCUCCCAGCCUUCCUCCCCUCUCCUCUUUGCCUAGGACACCAACUCAUUGAUAUGCAGUUGAGGGUCAUAGGAUUGCAGUGCUAAAAUCAGGCAGGCAGCUGUCUGGCCCUUCUAUCUCUUCUUCCCUUCUGCUCUAGCGACAAUUGAGCGUGUUCAGAGUUCUGUUUUUGUUCUCAGCUUGGGCCCUGCAGAGAGCAUUGGGAAGAACAUCUUUCCUUUGUUUUCAUGGAGUAAAGUAGAACGAUGAUCUAUGUAUCCAGUGUGCUGGGACUUGGAGUGGCCAUAAUACACACACACUUCUCGCUGCUAUUCUUAAAUCAAUUUCACUUAAUUUAUAUUUGAAAAUACUGUGUGAUAUGGCACUGAGUCACCUCUCUGUAAGGAGAGAGUGUAAUCUUUAUUACAAUCUUUCCUUUGCUUUGAUUCUCUAUGUGAAAGGUCUCCAUUAACCUUACAGCGUUUUCACAUACCUUGCAGUCUGCUGAAACUUAUUUUGGAAAGGAGUUGAGGAGCUGUGGCAAGAUGCUCUGCCCCUACCUAAUAGGCUUCUAGGCUGCAUGCAUGCUUUCAUCAUCCUUUAAAUGCUGCCAGUGGACACGGGUUUUGUUGUUGUUUAUGAAAAAAGCAAGUAUCCCCCUCCCUCCAAAAAAAAAAAAAAAAAAAGACUUGAAGUUGUGUCUACUGUUGCUGCAGUACUGACUCCUUCCUGCAAGGAGGGGGAAAUUCCAUCUGUUUUUUCCCUUUUUUACUUGCUUUCAGGAUUUUACAACUGACAAUAGAAGGUGGCAUGAUUCAGUGAAAACCUUGGGAGUGUGGAAAACAUGGAGUAAACUUUACAAGUAGUUGGCUUUUUUCCCCCCUCCUUCUGUAUGUCACUGCUGCACCAGGGGUGACUAAUUUGUAAGUGGUUUUAGAGCACAGGCUGCAGUUAGGCAGGACAGCAAGUCCUAGGCAGGGUUCCUGUCGUUAAUUCAAAACAUAAAUAGCCUUGUCAAAACUGUGGAAGGAAUUAGUGCUUUAUAAAAGACUUUAUAGCCUGGUGGCAGCUCCAGGCUGCUUUUUAUUCUAUUGUAAUCUUAAUCUGCUGUCAUUUACCACUAAAUCUGGAAGGAUGUAUUGAAAACUACUCCUUUAUUUGUGUUUUCAUUUCAGCUAUGAAAACUGGCAGCAGAAUUCAUGCAGGCACAUCCUGUGUGUACAGUAAGUGCCCUGUUUUCCCAGUGUCUCACCUAGACAUUGAGCUGUUGGUCACCUGUUGGUAUGGUAUAGGUUACAGGAAACAAAAGUCAGUUAACACUGCCAUCUGUGUGAUGGAUGUUCAGUGUGUUUAUUUACAAUUAAGAAUCCAAUUCAGCAUUCUUCGUCAGGGAGGAAAAAGAAUACAAGUCCUUCUCUAACUGUUUCUAUAACAGAUGGUUAUGUGUGUGACUUCAGUGGUCAGAAGUUUUCUAUAGCCUGAAACUUUUCAGGAUAUUUUUGUGUUUAAUUUCAUACCAGCCUUUUGAGUCUUUAAAUAGAGAAAGCCACGGACAAUGUUUUGCAUUCCCCAUGAUAUAACAAUAUAGUUGUGUUCAUUCUCCUUCUGCAUUAACAUCUUUGCAUUCUACUGCAAGGUACAGUAUUAUGAAAACAGAAUCUGAUGGCAUUUUCCUGAUCAGUGAGUGAUGUGACAUCAGAUGCCGUUUUUGGUUUGUAAAGAGCUCCUUUUACAGGCUGUUUUGCAGCAUUAAAGGGUGAAUGACAAGGCCAGCAGAUGAGUGAUUGUUUGUGUUUGGCCUCUGGAGCAGCAGCAGCACUUCUAGACUGAAAGGUAUUCAUAGUACUUCUAAAAUAUCCAAAUUCUUGUCUCACGCCUAAGAGUAGGAGAGUAGGGCAGUAGGAAACCCUUUGUGUAUGAUACUUUCUUAGGUAAUUUCAGCUCUCCAGUUGAAAUAUCUUACAAUGAUGUUUGUUCCCUUGAAACUUGCUGCCUCUUCUUCAGUGGUUUGCUGCAAGAAAACAAAAGUGGGCUGUCAACAGGAAACAGUACCUGACAUCAGCAUGAUACCUUUUCUUGUCCUUCAGGCAGGCUGAGAUGGGAGCAUGUUGACUUUUCCUGCUCUCCUGCCAUUGCCUGCCUGUAUACAGCAGGGAGCUUUUGCACUCCACUUGUGUCUCUCAAGCUGUGACUGGCUGGCUGGAUCCUGGUACUGGCCAGGAUGGGGUUUGCAUCUGCUCUGAGCACAUUGUUCCACAUCAACUUUUCUAGUAGUGAAUUUAAACAUAGAAAAUUGACUCUGUUGUUUCAGUCCUAUGCCUGUUUCAUUGAUAGCUUCUCUUUUGACCCUUCUCCCUAGUUUUACUAAUGUACAUAGGCUUCAGCAAUUAGAUGUAAAAAAAAUAACUAAUGGCUGCAUCAGGGAAAGAGGGAAAACUGCAUUGCAGGCAGGAGCAUGAGCUUCAUUUCUGUUGCUGAAGACCAGUGUGGCCCUAUAUUAUGAGCUUUCCUUUCUGACCCCAUUUUCCAGAACUAGGAGCUGUGGAGCUGACACAGCUUUCUUUAAUCUAUGCUUAGCUGUAGGAUCAUGCUGUCAAAUCCAAAACAGGAAGUUCUGGUUUAGCAUCUCAUUGCUUUUGUUAUGCCAGGAGCAGCUCAAUCAUCUCGUGCAGAGGGAACCAAAAGUUGCACUUGGCUGUAGCAAGGUUUUUGCUGAUCCAUCAAGACUGAAAGUCUUUUGCUUCAUUUCCUGACUUCUUCUUUCUGUCUCUUGACUUUUUAUUAGCAAGUAGCAAUUCUUUUAUAACUGAUCAGGAAGUGAAGAAUGUUGAGAAAAAAGAAACUACAUUAAAAAUGGGAUUUUUCUUUCAUUUCGGAUAUGGAGUCAGAAUUAUUUUGUGACAGUUCCUAAUGGUUUGUUCUGCUCCGAGAAAUAAUGAGCUAAUUCCUUGUUGAGUUUGUUUCUCAGGCAUGCUGUGGUUUCUUUUGGUUUUCUUUUGCUUUGAUCUGUGAACUGGAGGCAGAGAGAAGAGGUCUUGAAGAGAUAAGUGUCCCUGUGCAUGCCUCUUCUCUCUUUUCAUUCUUUUCCCUUUUUUCCCCCUUAUUCCCACCCCAGUAAAAACAGAGCCACAGCUCACAUCACCCAGCUGUUCUCUGCUGAUGAAAGCUGUGAAGAAACAGCACCAGCCAGGGUACAGCUCCUCAGAUUUUCAUUCAAAGCUCUUCGGAGUUUGGAGAAACAUGUUUUGCUGGCCUGAAGAAUGUGGCUGAAUACAUUAUCCAAGCUAAGCAUGCAACAGCUUGUAGCUGGGAAGGUGUAAGCCACCUGGACUCAAUUUAGAAAGAGCCUUGGUCAUGGUUGCUUCUGAAUGUUAAGUUUGAAGCUCAAGUUACUUUUGACAAGGCUGGAAAAAACGCCUUAAAUUCCUAAUUUCAGAAUAAGUUGAAGUUGGAAGGACAAAGGAAAUCAUCCCUCAAGUGUCUGUGGUUUGUGGUUUGCAGUGUUGUUUGGCCACAGUUUAUAUGGCAGAGAACUGCCAUGAGCAGAGGUGCACUUAGACAGUAGAAGGCUUUGUUGAUAGGAAGCUAAAGAGCUAAUGUGCUUCAAGCUGCAGCUUCUAACUGCUUGCAAUGAAACCUUCUUUGCAUGUGUUCUUCAUCUAGCUUGUUUUUUUGUUUUGAUAUUUAAUGUCUAACUGGCUUAUUUUUACAGUCACAACCAGUAUUCAGAUACAGAGCACUACCAGCUGUACCUCACUUUCUUUGCCAGUUGCUGUCAGCACUUUUUUUUUUGGCUUCCCACUCACAGACCUCCAGAGGUCCAGGGAAGGAUUUUGGCUCUUCCUAGAGGUACCUGCUCUCAGCCAGGCUGACCAACCAGCUUCAACCCAUUUGCAUUCUCUCCUGGAGGAAAGAGGGCAUCUGAAGGCUGUGUCACAGGUUGCUGGAUGUGCCUGUGUUGUUUUCAUUUAGGCUUUCAACUAUGGUCUGUGAUUCUACAUUUCUGACAUUUAUGGACUGAAUAAUGUCAUGCUUCCUGGUGAAAAAUCUGAUAAGCUGACAACCUUGGUAUUGAAAGAAUGCAUGUGUGUAGUAGUUUUGUAAUACAGAGCUGUCUACAGAAAGGCAGCGAUUUUUAGACAUAAAUGGCCAUUUUGAUUAUGCAUCAGCUCACCAAAUUAACUAAUUAAUUAACUGAAUCAGUGUCAGUGCACAUGCUCCUCUGCACCAAGUCAUACCAGCUUUCACAUUUACAGGUGCUGUGGUUUGUAUGCAUGCUGCCAUCAGAAACUGGCAGCUGGUUUUAGCACUUAAUGAGUAAACCUCACUGCUGAUGGGUUCUCAAAUAGACUUCUUAGAAAACUUCCAUGCAGUUGUGUGCUUUGCUGUUUGACAUACUUUCUGACUAUUCAAAACUUCUUGCUUGAAGUACGUAUGAGUUAUGGGUGAUGAAGUAGAAAAGUUAAUCCUGAGAAUGGGGGCUUUCCUUUCUAGUUCUUUAAAGAAAAAGUCAUCUCCAUGCAGGAGUUCUUUGACCACAGCUGCUGUGCUGCAGAGGGCACGAUGCAUUGCUUGCAGCUCUUGCAGGCAGCACAUUACAGCUGGUUCUGAGAGCAGGCUCCUUAUCUGCUGGCUGGGAUGCUUUGUCCUGGCUCACUGAGUUUGUUCUUGCUGAGCUGGACCACUGAGUUGGGUUGGAAGAACUCAAGAGCAACAAGGGCUCCACCCCUUCUUGUGGGGCAGGAAAUCCCAGUGAAGCAUCCCUUCAGCUGCUUUUUGACAGGUGCUGAACGCUGCAACAAACAGGCAAAAUGCAUCUGAUGUUUUUCCAAACCAUGUGGGUUUCUGUUAUCUGUCUUUAUGUGGGGAAGUCCCUGUGGGUGGGAGGAUGAGUGUCAUUUAAGGAACUUGAAGUAACAGCUUGUUACUGCUUUUUUUCUUGUUGCAGCUCUAUCCUUGUUUAAUACCUUUUUAAUCAUGCUAGUAAUAAAGAAUAGCUCUGUAUGCCGAAGAGAGGAGAGGUAGCUGAAAUGGAGGUGGAGAGCAAAGUCUAUUGUGAAGAUUGGGUAUGCCUUGUCCAGUUGUUUUUCAACAGAAAUGAUUUUCUGUAGGUGUAGAUUUGUCUUAAAGACAGUGCAAAACUCACAUUGUGAGAUGUUGGCCAUCUCUGUUGGAAAUUCCUUCAGCUGCAUUUAGAGUCAGCCUAGAAACAUUUCAGUGAUGACUGUGAAGGUCUGCUAUAAGGUGACUGUAAGGUGAGCUGUAGCCUGUUGUUUUGUGAGGACAGCUUUGCAGGGGCUGAAAGCAGGAUCUCACUGCAUCCUGCUGCCUGCUCCCAAGCCUGAAGGUUAAUGGAUUCCCUUUCUGUGCUGUGCUGCAAGAUGACUUUUAAUCUCGUCUCCUCUUGCCCGUGAGGUGCUUAGUGUCUGUCCACUUCCCAUAAAUAUAGCCAUAUGUAUAUACAUGUAUAUACACACACAUAUUUGUAAUUGGAGGAUGUGGCACUUAACAUCAGUGCCCUGGCUUGCCUCAGUUCUAUCUUCUGUUUGCUACCGGUACAUUGUUAGUAGUCACAGAAGUUUGGGAUUUGGUCACUAUCUAAUUACUGUGUCUGCAUUACAAGGAAGAGCAAUUUUGUAUCUGCCUGCUAAAUGGUGCUGAGAUUUUAUGGAAUAGGAUAGCUAGAGGAAGGACAUGGAGCAGGGGGACGAGGUGCUAUUUUAUAGAACAGCUCUGGAUGAAACAGAUCUGUGUAGAGCAUGCCUCAGAGGCGUGGUGUCUAAUCAGAGACACCAGACUGUACGACAGAUGACUUUCUUAAUGAGGCUGUGUCCUCUCAUGGGUGAACUUACAGUUUCCAAAUUUGGGCUUCGCCUGCCGGUUUUUACACUAGUCACUUUUUCCUUCAAUGAUGCAACUUCAUGCUGGAGGAGGGAGAGAACUUAAUUUGGGUGUUUUCAGCUCACUGUGCUGGGAGGGACCAAACUCAAGGAAACCUCUGAUCUAUAUACACAACUGCUGCAUUUUUUAUAAAUAUAUGUAAAUGUCCUAUUGUAAUAUUUGAUCCUGGAAAUAAAACAAACUGUUUUCACUACCUUUCUUCAUUUCCUGAGAUUCUGUUUUGUUUGAUUUCGAACUAGAGUCUGUCCCUACAUUAUAUUGAGAGGUUUUGAGUUUUUCCUUUGCGGGGUAGAAGGAAAGGAAGAGCAGGACUUCUCUGUUUCUAUGUAUCUGACUGUUUAACCUGUUCAUACUCCCCAGAAAGCUUUGGAAUAGGGUAACUGUGUCAAUGCCAUGCUGAAGCCUUAAACAAGUGUUCCCUGUCACUCAUUUCAAGCAUGCACUCGAGAAAAGCGUAAAUGUGCUUGGCUUGGCGUGUCCAAACCCAAAGCUUUCUCAGGAGGGGAAGCUUCAGGAUGAGUGAGGAUGCCCUUUGGGAAGAUACCAGCAUCCGAAGGAAGCUGUUAGGCUAGCCAGCUCUCCAGGGCAGUGUUGGAGGAGACUUAGUCUUCUGUUUUUAGCUUGUGCUCCUCUCCUUGCUAUGGUAAAGAAGGAGCCAACUCCAGUGUCUGUGAGGGAGGCUUGCUUGUGCACUCCUACUGAUCUCUUCAAUCCAGCUUAAGAAAACAUUUCCCAUUCUGACCAAGUUGAAAAUACGAUUUUAUCACAGGCAGGGAGCUGUGGGAUAGAUCCAUAAGGUAUAUGUCACUUCCUUUUUUUCCCAUGUUUUUCCUUUCAGCCGAUCCAACUUUCAGCCUUGUGACUUGUAAUGGGAUUGGUUUAUCUCAUCUGAAGCAGUAAUUUUAUGAAAUACCUGAGGAAGUUAAAGCAAAUGCCAUAUUGUCCAGGUGCAGCAUGUUGGUGUUUCUUCAGUCUGGGUUCUAACCCCAAACUCAGCACAGGUCAGAAGAGGUCACUUUGGGCAGUGAACAUUCCUUCCUGUGGAUAAGUUUUAGUGGUGGAAACUGAGUUAUGGAUGCUACCAGGAGGAGCGGGAGAGACACUGAGUUGUGCUGAGCACAACUGGACGUGGUGGCUGAACCAUGGGCUGCAGAGAGCAUCGGGUGUGGUGGGAUAAAACAACCUGAACAGCUCAGAUCAGUGUUGGUCAGCAUCCUUGCAGCUGUGACCUGCUGUCAGAGAAGGAGUUGGCUUGAGGAUCUCACUGGGGCAGUAUCGCUAUUCAUGGAACUACACUUGCAGUAUCUUGGCUGGGUGACUUGGCAGAAAGUUAUCUGACUAAUUGCUGCGCUUACACUUUCAUAAUCGCGUCCUUAAGCUAAGGAGGGAGUCGUGCUCGUGAGGCUGCUCCAUUCUGUGCUAAAAUUAGCUCUUUUUUUUUUAACUAUUAUUAGAGAAUUGUGCUGGAGUGGCGGUAAGGAUCAGCAUUCUUGGGAUAAAGAUCCGUUUGACGUCUCAUGAGGUGUGAUUGACCAUCGUGUGUGGGAAGCUUGUUGCCGUGACGUACAGGACAUGAGAUGAAAUUGCAACACAUUUUCUUCCUGUAAAGUGGAAAAUGCUUCCUCUCAAUGUAAAAUGUAGAGAAAGGAGAAAAGGAAUUAUUCCCUGCUGUCAGGUAUCCUACGUGAGAAUGCUUACUCCUUACUGCCGUGUGGAGCCUGAGGGCUACAGCUCCAUUUUCUGUUUCUCUGGUGGCACGGUGUACUUCAGGCAGGUUUUAUAGUCUCAGUGUCCCUGUCCAAGUUGGUCUGAAAGCAGAAAAAGCCGUUUGGAACCAAGUUGGGCAAUACCACUUGCACGCAUUACUCCAGGUAGAACAAGUUGGGCGAUAUACCAUGUAUAAUGUCUUGGAGCAGCACUGUACCUGUGGCACUUCCAAAUGUUUGCUAUCCAGAAAUGACCUCUGCAGUAAUGGCAGCAGCCAGCCGAGGUCUUGGGAGUCAUCUUCUUCUCUGAAACACCUCAUGAGAUACAGCUGCAUCUGCUGCAGCCUCUGACACGCUGCCUCACUGUGAUGAGUCACCACCAUCUUGCUUAAAAAUGAAUCCCUGCAAGCAACAAGGCACCGUUGCACUGUGCAUCCAUGUGGCAUGGGUUGAGGUGAACAGCCAGGCCCUACAAGAGCAUCCUGCAACUGAGCAGCAGUGCAUUGCUGGCAUUCUUCACUGGCUAAGGA